AUCGUCCACAGAACUUUGGCUGCCAUGCUGGGCUCCCUUGUGGCAUUAGCAGCGCUGGCUGUGGUUGGCGACAGACCCAGCCUGAACCUGGUGGUGGAGUGGAUUGAUUUCGAGACGCUGGCACUGCUGUUUGGCAUGAUGAUCUUAGUAGCCAUCUUUUCAGAAACUGGAUUUUUUGAUUAUUGUGCUGUAAAGGCAUACCGCCUGUCCCGGGGAAGAGUGUGGGCCAUGAUCAUCAUGCUGUGUCUCAUUGCUGCCAUCCUGUCUGCCUUCCUGGACAAUGUCACCACAAUGCUUCUCUUCACUCCAGUAACCAUAAGACUAUGUGAGGUGCUCAACCUGGAUCCGAGACAAGUCCUGAUUGCAGAAGUGAUCUUCACAAACAUUGGAGGAGCUGCCACUGCCAUCGGGGACCCGCCAAAUGUCAUUAUUGUUUCCAACCAGGAGUUGAGGAAGAUG
Molecule: messenger RNA, 459 nt
Organism: Galeopterus variegatus (Sunda flying lemur)
Lineage: Eukaryota; Metazoa; Chordata; Mammalia; Dermoptera; Cynocephalidae
Product: P protein-like
Exons: 5
Biological process (GO): melanin biosynthetic process; melanocyte differentiation; transmembrane transport
Cellular component (GO): melanosome membrane
Source: RefSeq, a predicted model, not a curated record